Branchiostoma floridae (Florida lancelet) is the source of this 3200-nucleotide messenger RNA. RefSeq names its product telomerase-binding protein EST1A-like. Gene Ontology annotation, biological process: nuclear-transcribed mRNA catabolic process, nonsense-mediated decay. The transcript is spliced from 19 exons. Gene Ontology annotation, cellular component: telomerase holoenzyme complex. NCBI's taxonomy places the organism in Eukaryota, Metazoa, Chordata, Leptocardii, Amphioxiformes, Branchiostomatidae. Gene Ontology annotation, molecular function: protein binding; telomeric repeat DNA binding; telomerase RNA binding. The coding region runs from base 678 to 2621 and encodes 647 amino acids. The record is from RefSeq and is a predicted model, not a curated record.
UACCUACAUGUAGAUAUAGUCACGUCACGAGUGAACAUGAUCAUGAGUUAACAGACACAAACACUCCUGGAACAGACAAUAAGAAGUGGCAGCAUGUUUUACAGCAAGCGGAGGCACUAGCAGCAGAUCUCCAUCUCCAUCUGUCCAAGGGUAAUGCAGACAACCAGCAUGUUGCAGUGACAUUACAUUUGCAGUCACAGAUACAAACAUGCUAUGAAACACUGAUUCUACAGGAUCCAGAAUUUGCUAGCAAACGUAACAUUGACCAAACUCUGUGGAAGAAUUCAUUCUACAACAUCCUUGAAGCUUUCCGUGGACAUUUGUCAGGACACCAGAAGGAUGGAAGUCUUCACAAUCUACUUGCACUAAUUGACAAGGGUGCUUCAUUCUAUGCUGACCUGCUCCAAAAACUACAGAGGAAACACAACUUUAACCUGGAUGACUAUACUCAUCAUCUCAGAACUGAGCCUCCAGCAAGAACUGUAAAGUUAGCAUUGCUGAUUGCACAGAGAAUUCUGCUUUGUCUUGGGGACAUCUCUCGUUAUCGGGAACAGGCCACUGGUUCAGCAAACUUUGGAAAAGCAAGAAGUUUCUACUUGAAAGCUCAGCGCUUGUAUCCCAACAAUGGGCAUCCAUACAACCAGCUUGCCAUCUUGGCAAUAUACACGAGACGGAAAAUGGAUGCAGUUUACUUCUACAUGAGAAGCCUGGCAGCUAGCAACCCAUUUGUGACUGCCAGGGAGAGCCUCAUGACCCUAUUUGAGGAGGUGCGAAGAAAGGUAACUCAGAUGGAAGGGAAGAAAAAGGCUAAUCAGGAGAGUCACCACGGAAAGUUUGGGGAGAAAUGGCCGAAGGUCAGAAGGCAGUACCCUGAAAAAUCAUCGCCACUUCGUCGAGAAGUCUGGAUCCUACCUCCUCAGCUCAGGAAAGGCCAGAUGAAAGGUCUUGUUUCUGGCCUGGGUGUAACUGGGCAGCCAAACACAAAAACACCAUCUGAACUGAUGAAGACCUUUGAGCUGAACUUCCUUCAUGCACAUGGGAAACUUUUCACAAAGACAGGGAUGGAGACCUUCGCUGUGGUAGUGAGCAGAACCCUUCAGGAGUUCCAGAGUCUUCUGCAACUUUCACCAGCAUCUAUUGGAAACAUGAAGCUGCUGCAAGUCAUGGGGAUCAACAUGUUUGCUGUCAGCAAUUUCAACAGGGCCUUUUGUUGUCCAGGCACUUCUUCAGAAGGUUGGACAGAAGGAAUCAAGUCUCCACUUCAGGAUUGUGCUGUGAAACUGGGCAUGGACAUGUUUGGUCUCAUGGUCACAACUGCUGUUCACAAGCUACAACAACAGAGAACCUCCCUUACAAGCUCAGCAAACAGUGAUGGUAGUCAAGAGGGCAAACCCAACACUGAUCUACAAGAGCUGCUGCCCAGUUUAAAAGUUUGGGCAGACUGGAUGACAUGUCAUCGAUCCAUGUGGAACCCUACAACCAGCACACACAGCACUACUAGUCCAGUUGUCAAUACCUGGACAGCACUUGCUGACCUUUGCAAUGAAUUGGAAGAGAGUGACUUGAGUGCUGUCACCAUGGAGGAUGAAAACAGAGAAGGUUUGGAGCCAGUUGUGCUGGAAGAAGACUUUCACCUGGCAGGGUUCCAACCACUCAGCAGCCAGAUCAUCACUGGGGUCAAAUAUGCUUCUUCUUCUUUAGUGCAGAAGGGUGUUGCACAAGACGUAUUGAGAAAGAAGUCUCUGCAGUUAUUUGGCCAGUACUUGUGUGGGAUUGAGAGACCCAUCUUAGUGUGGGAACAUGGCAAGCAUGUCUCCAUUGUCUCCACCAAUCAGGAUGCAGAACAUGCUGCAGGCCAGCUCAAUGUUGCUGCAGAAAAUCUGCAGAUUGAAGAAGAUAUCAUCAUUGAAGCUUGCAUAGAAGAGGAAGAAAUGAAUGCUGAAACUUGUGAUAUGAGCAGAGGCUCAUUCAAAGAAUUGAAGGCCAAAAGGGACUUGCUGGCCAAACUGUUGGAAGAGAAGGAGAAACGGAAAAACCACAUAGAGGCUGUGCUGGAUGACCAGACCUCUGCAGUGCAGAUAGAAGUGGAGGUUGUCCCUGCAUUUCUGAUCCCAGACACCAACAGCUUCAUUGACAACCUGCAUGGUUUGAAGAGGCUUAUUCUCUGCCAGAUGUUCACAGUUGUGGUGCCACUUAUUGUCAUUAAUGAGCUGGAUGGACUGGCACGUGGCAGCAGACAUGAGGAGAAGACCUCUGGGCAUGCUCAGAAGUUACAACAAGGAGCGAUGCUUGCAAUCAAGUUUCUGGAAGAUCAAUUCAGUCACCAUGAUAGCCACUUACGAGCCUUGACCAGCAAGGGUACUAGUCUGGAUACAAUUGCAUUUCGUAACGAAGAUAUGCCAGGACAUCAGGGAAACAACGAUGAUGUGAUUCUGUCAUGCUGUCUUCAUUUCUGUCACGAUGUGGCCAAGGAUUACAUGCCAACCAAAAGGGGUGAACCCAUCAGACUGAAGAGGGAUGUAGUUCUGCUAACAGAUGACCGGAACCUACACCUGAAGGCACACACACACAAUGUACCUGUCAAGGAGAUUCAAGAGUUCAUUCAAUGGUCGGGUCUGUAAAGAGCCCCAGAGAUGAAGGCAGAGACUAGAUAGAACUCAUCUAAAAUUAAAACAUUACAAUAUACUGCCUUUGGUGAUUGGGCCUAUUGCAUCAAGAACAAAAUGGAAGUAACUAUUAAUCAUGGGUGGGUAUGGCUCGCCUUCUUGUUAUAAAAAAGAAGGGAAUGUAACAUCACAUACAAGCAAGAUAUAAAUAUGGAUUAAGCUUAUUGUUACGGACCACAUGUAAUUUUUUCCUAAAACUGUCCAAAAUAUCUUUAGUACUGCCAUCUACAUGCACUGUGUGGUCAUUGUAUGAUAAAAAGAGACAUUAAAUUUCAGUCAUGUGUUUUAAAGUGCCAGUGUUUGUCAUGCCUAAUGGUAUGUUGUUGUACAAGCAUGACAUCUGUCUAUCCAUGCACAGAUUUCACCAGUUGCAGUUCAAGAGAUGGUUAAUAUCCAGAUGCCAUGCUCCCUAGAGCAAGUGACUUGUGAGAAAUACAUGGAUUUAGAUAUACAAAGCAGUCUUGUGAACUAUGCAAAUUUAUAUGUAUAAUGUAUUAUUCACCAUUAUGAAAUACAGUUCAUACGAAAUUUCCA